Nezara viridula (southern green stink bug) is the source of this 3568-nucleotide messenger RNA. NCBI's taxonomy places the organism in Eukaryota, Metazoa, Arthropoda, Insecta, Hemiptera, Pentatomidae. The record is from the annotation of a GenBank genome assembly.
AUGAGAGCCACUACUUUUGAAUCGUGGAGUGGGGACCCGGGACAACGUUCAGUAGCCCGCCAUCUUAGCCUGUGACUGCCGAAACUAAGGGGACUCCCGUGUAUUUUACUGUAAUAUCAUUAUUUUGCUCCAAUAUAGUCGUUAAAACAUAGAGAACUGAUCAACUAUUAAGGAUGGAAAUGUAUUUUGGAGUUGGUGGGGAGUUGUUGACACCCCUGGAUGAAAUGCUGGAUGGAGAUAUCAAAUUAUCUUUGGAACUAGAUCUUGAGCUUAAAGAUCCCCUGGGUUCUGGGCUAGGAGGCGUAGAUGACUGGGGUGGUUGGGGCUCACUCAGAACAUCUCCUUCACUAGAUAUAUUUGGAGAGAAAGAAGCAUGUGUAAUGGUUUCUCCCGAAGCAGUAAUGCCGUUCAUCAAAAGAGAAAUUAAACAAGAACCUCCUCCUUCCAUAUCUGAUGUUGAACCAGAAGAACCUUCUUUGCUUCUUGAAUGUGAAGAUGAUAGUGGGAAUAUAGGUGUGAAUGAUGAUGAUGAAGAAGAAGAGGAAGUUGAAGAGGAGGAGGAUGUUGAGGAAGAGGACGAUGAUGAAGAAGAAGAAGAGGAAGUUGAAGAAGUAAAGAUUCAACCAAAAGAAAGGAAUUUGUGGAAUAGUAUUUUAACAAAACCUACUGUCGUAAAAAAUGAAAAUGUGGGUAUUAGUUACCAAGCAAGACCGAAGACUGAAGUUGUUGUUUCAAAAACACCAUCAACAAACAAUCAUCAUCAAACUGUUAGAGUGUUGCAUUCAACAAAAAGUAGAAGUGCUGAUUCUCCAAAUCCAAGGAGUUUAUUGGUGAAACGAUACAAAGAUCAUGAAGGUUAUCCUAAACCAGCAUAUUCAUAUUCUUGUCUUAUUGCAAUGGCUCUUAAAAAUUCCAUUACUGGAAGUCUUCCUGUGUCUGAAAUCUACAAUUUUAUGUGUGAGCAUUUUCCAUAUUUUAAGUCUGCCCCUGCCGGUUGGAAGAACUCUGUUAGGCAUAAUUUGUCUUUGAACAAAUGCUUUGAAAAGAUUGAAAAAGGGGGUGCCGGAGGAGGUUGUCGGAAAGGUUGCCUUUGGGCCAUGAAUCCUGCUAAAAUUGCCAAGAUGGACGAUGAAGUUGCAAAAUGGUCUAAGAAGGACCCAGCAGCCAUAAGGAGAUCCAUGAAGUAUCCUGAAGAGCUUGAGAAGCUAGAACGAGGAGACCUUAAAAUUGGUUUAAGGAGAGACAGCUAUGAUUCUGGUGCGGAAGAAGAUAGCGAUAGUGAUAGUGAAGGAGAGGAGGUACCCCCCUCGCUGAAGAGGUUUGAUUCAAGACUUUCUUCUCAAGAAUCCAAUGAUCUUGGUCUCCCUGACGAAAUGUACGAAGAACUCGGACUUUUAGAAGAAGUUAUGUCCUCUGAUACAGAGGGAGAACUUGGACCAAAUGUGAAGCGGGUGAGGUUAGGGUUGGAAAAUUACCAGAGGCAACCUGUGCGACCUGUUUAAGCAGUACGCAUAUUGCAAUAUGGAUCUCAUGUCCUUCAAGAGGAUUUGUGGUCACCAAUCCUGCCACAUUCCUCAUACUACAAAGUAUUGUUUAGUUUUAAUUUAAUUUAAUUUUUUUCAUUCUGUAAUUGUAUAUUAAAAUUGUUCCAUUAUCCUUUAUAGGUUUUCUAAUUAUUGUGUAAAAUUAUAACUUAAUGUAAACAAAAACAAAUUAAAAAAAAAAAAACAAGGAUAUUCAGUACUGUUACAAUUUAGUUAAUAUGGGUCUGGAAUUCCACUGAAACAGAAACAGAUGUUUAGUAUUUGCUGCGUUAAUGAACUUCCCUUUGAACUAAAUGAACAUUUUCUGUGUUUCAGAAGAAAUAAUGUAUUUUUGGAGAUGAAUGGUAAAUUUUAAAUUAUGGCUUUACUAUAAACCGUUUAUAUAUAUAUAAGCAAUACUCUGCUUAAGAACUUCAUUGGUAUAUAUGUAGACUGAUUAAAUUAAGUCAAUCUUAGUGCCUAAUUAGAAAUCUAAAUAAUUAUUUUAGUAUUUUAAUUAUCAAUGUUGACCUAGUCCCCAUAAUAUCUAUUAUUUCAUUUUAAUUCUAUUACUAAGUUAUUAUUAAAGUAACAGUAUGAUGAGAUUAUACCUUCAACUCUGAAAAUCCUUUUGAAAGACACAAAAUGUUCUACUUCAUAAAGACUGAUUAAUUAACUAAAGUCCCUGAAACUCACUUAAAUAAGAGAAUCUAUAAAGAACUUUUGGUUCCUUUAGCUUUUUCGUUGCUAUUUGUGUCCACAUCUGAUGUUGAACAUUUCAUUUCCAGGUUUCAUGUUUUCAUUGUUUUAUGAUAAUGGACAAUUUUUUUUCUUUUUAGGAUUUUGAUAUGUUUUCAUUUUAGGAUUUUUUCGAACUUGAUUUCUGUUACCUUGACAAAUGAUUGGUUGAGUGGUGGUUUAAGAGAGUCGAUCAUUUACUAAAGCAAUAUUUUUAAAUUUUACCAUUUAUAAAAUAUAAAAGGAAAAUGUGCACUUCUAAGGCAUAGAAUUCGCCUGCGGGUGAUAAACCUAAUGAUGUUUUAGCUUAGCUCUAACAAAUCAAAUCUAGCCUUUUAAGUCCACAUUGUAAGAUUUUUAGUGCAAUAUUUAUAUAUACUUUAGCAAUCAAGUAGAAUAAAUACAGAAAAAUUGUCUUUUAUGUAUAGAAACUUAUUGAAAUAUCUAUUUAUAUAAAUUAAAAUACUAUAUAUUGUAAUAUUGUUUAUUUAUUUGUUUUAUCUCGAUAAAAUGACCAAACUGUUUUGUAUUUUAGAAUUAGUUUUAUUUGGUUAUUUAUGUUAAUAUAUUAUCAGGAUGUCAGCUACCUUAAUUCAUGUAAUGUUCAUUAAGCUGUGGACACACUUGAUUACAAAAAAAUUAAAUAUAAAGUUUGUCAAAUCUAUUUUAACAUAUCUUUGGUUUUUUAAGUAUAAUUAUAUUACUGUUUAGUGGAGAAAAUAGUUGGUCUUAUUUUAGUAAUAGUGUUUUUAAGAUGUUAUCAGGCUUGUUCAAAGGUGGUAUGCCUAUUAUGAGUUCUAUCAGUGACAUACCCUUUUUGUGUAAAUUUUAACUGAAAAAAAAAAAUGAUUUAGAAGUGCAAAGUUCUUGUGCCUUCUCUCCAUUAUAACACCGUUAAGGACCAUUUUUUAUAAGGUUUUUGUAUAAACUCUGUAUCUCCCUUUAUUGUACAUGCAUUUUUUCCAUGGAAAAAGUUUUUAUAAAAACCCUUUGUAAAUAUAUCCAAAAAAAAAAAGAAAUAAUCUUUGGGCUAAAAGUUCUUGAAAACUGCUAACUAAAGAAAAUUAUUAUAUCCUUUUUUAUAUUUUUAUACUUUCCAAUUCAUGUUGCUAAUAGUACAGAAUAUGAAAUUAGGGGGUUUUUAUAUUCAUUAUGAAUGUAAUUUAGGGGGAAAAACAAAGCAAAUGUCAAUGUGUUUUAUACAGUGGGACUUGAUCCCAAGUCUUGUACCUCUGUCAACUGAUGAUUAUAUCAGUUGGCUCUUUUUGUAGUUUGUACUUGUAAAUAAACUUCUUUUUUUUAAUUAA